AUGACUAGUGUCACAGUCACGGCCAUCUGGUACCCCAUGGCCGUAGGACUUCACAAGGUCCACAAAGUUACCCAAAACGUUUCCAAGCCACGACACUGCCACAGCCGUGGGCGCUUGACCAAACACACCAAGUCUGUGAGAGAUAGGAUCCGGGAGGUGUGCGGAUUUGCCCCUUAUGAGAGGCGGGCCAUGGAAUUGUCAAAGGUCUUCAAGGAUAAGCGAGCCCUUAAGGUCAUCAAAAAAAGGGUGGGAACUCACAUCUUGGCCAAGAGGAAGAGAGAGGAGCUCAGCAACGUCCUAGCUGCCAUGAAGAAGGCUGCUGACAAGAAAGACUAA
This is a messenger RNA of Phascolarctos cinereus (koala), 336 nucleotides long. NCBI's taxonomy places the organism in Eukaryota, Metazoa, Chordata, Mammalia, Diprotodontia, Phascolarctidae. The record is from RefSeq and is a predicted model, not a curated record.